ACAUGCUCAGAGAGGUGAGCUGAUAAAAGUGUGGUUCUGAGGGAGAGAGUCAGCUGGGAAGUGUGUGAAGGCAGAAGACACAGCUUUAGGCAUGGAGUGAAACACAAAAAGGCAGAUAAGAAGACAACUAUGGGUCCUGCUGUAGCCUGAGUGGGUUUUUUUUACACUUCCUGGAGUUGGUACACUGUUAAGAGACAUUGUCUGGUGUGAGUGCCAGAAGAGAAAGAAGGAAAAAAGACGAGACUGUGAAAAGGCUGAGCCCUGAACCCUUGAGGAAGCGUCUGUCUGAGACAAAGUCAUAUUGUUGUCAGAGGGUGGAAGAACAGGCUCCAGAACAUGGACGAGGAGAAGGAAAAGUUUACAACUACUGUAAGAGCCUCGUACAGACAUUCACACACUUUCAGUGCUCACACACAUGUUCAGACAUCUACACUUCCUGGUGUGCUAUGUGGACUGAUUGCCUGAGCUGCUCGGUGGAAUGAACUUCCACAGCAUGGAGAUCAACCACAUUGUGAUACUCUCUUUUACAAGCCGAGGAGAUUUCCUGUAAUAGCAUAAAAACACGUCUGACUCCUGAUUGAUUGAUUUACUUGUUUUCUCUGGUUGUCAGAAGUUUCACUCUUUCUGUCUCCCACUGUAAAUGUUUACAAGUGUGUAAAAUCAUGUUUGUGUGAGAUGGAAUAUCUCUACCUGGACUCAGUUUGCCUUUUGAACUCAUGAUGGAGGGAGAUGGAGAGCGCGGUGAGAUGUCUGCCAACCUACAUGCUCUGGUGGAUGGUCAGGAACAGGCAACUCCGGGAUCAGCAUCGUCGUCGUGCUCAGAUCUGUCCACCUCUACCCCUGCAGUUCAGCCCUGUCCACACACCACCAGGACUUUCAGCGGACUCCGGUUCUUUGGCAGAAACCCCAAAGAAGCUUUAGAAGCCUCCAUGGACGUGUUCUUUCGACGUCACUUUAAGAGGAAGGAGUCUGUUUUUGCUAGGCCAGGUGGUGAAGGGUCCGAGCCAUGUCGAUCCAGGAGACCCAGUAUUGCUGUACCAGCGAGCCGUGCACGCAGGCGUUCCAGCGCAGGUUUCGCCUCAGCUACACUGGCGCAACGCAGGAGAUCCAGUGCUCAACUACAGUCGCUACAGUCACUACAGUCACUGCCUCAUGCUGCUAGCAGCCGAUCAACUAAGAUUAGUAAUGCGAGGCGCCGCUCAAGCACCACCACACCAGGUGCAAAUCCACGUUUCGCCAUACACCGAAGCAAGGCAAGUAAGUUGCGUAACAUCGACACACACCUUCUUGGCCCCUCCAUGCUGCUCGCCAGUCUUAUCCAGAUGACAGAGGAGGAAGAGGAUGUUCGGGACCAAGCUGUUGGACAGGUGGAGUUGAAAGGGAGCAUGUCCUACGUCUGGUCAGACCCACUGCUUUCCGAAGGAGACGAAAGUGAUAGUCCAAACUCUGCUAGUGACUCUGACCAUGACCAGUACUCAGAGCCAUGUGACGAGCAUCAUAUGGAGGCAGGUUUGCCAGAGCAGGAGUUUAGAUAUUCCUCUGUUUUGUGCCAGCAGAACUGCCUGCCUCUGAGUGUGGUUGUCGAACGAGUCCAGGCUCAUACGCUAAUCCGUGUUCCACGAUGUCUGAGGAGAAAUUCCUCUUGCAUAGGCCAUGCUGAAAGUGGCCUACAAGGCCGCUAUUGCCAGAGAAGGCACCGCAGACGUGUCUCCACCAUUUCCAAAGCGGGCAGCCCUUGGCCAGGAAGAGGUCAACCACUGCCUAGUCGCAGGAACUCCACCUGUUGGAAGACGCACGCUGCUUUUAGCCCGCUAAUGGGAGCCUAUUAUGACCCUUCACUGGAGUCAUGGAGUGGCUUCCUCUCGAAAGCCAUCGCCAAGUCUGGUGUUCAGAACCAGGCCAACCAGUCCAGUGAAACUAACCAAGAGAUCUCCCAGGCAGUCGACUGGACCGAGAACGCUCAGUUCGGACAGCACGUCUGGUUCGAGACCAGUCUUUCUGGAGAUUUCUGCUAUGUUGGAGAGCUUUACUGCUUUGCCAAAUCACUGCAAAAAUCACUGCCUCGCUAUAAAUGUGCUGCUUGCAAAAUAGCAGUCCAUACAAUAUGCAUGGACCAGCUAGAGAAGAUUAAUUUCAGGUGUAAGCCGUCUUUUCGGGAUCCAGGCACGAGAAAUGUGCGAGAGCCAUGUACUGUAAGGCAUCACUGGGUCCACAGGAGGCGGCAGGACGGGAAGUGCAGACAAUGCGGAAAGGGUUUCCAGCAGAAGUUCUUCCACAAUAAAGACAUCGUGGCCAUCAGUUGCUCUUGGUGCAAACAGGCGUACCAUAAUAAGGUGACCUGCUUCAUGCUACAGCACAUAGAAGAGACCUGCACUCUCGGUGCGCACGCCGCUGUUAUAGUACCUCCUACCUGGAUCAUCCGAGUGCGCAGACAGCAGGCAUCCCUAAAGUCUAGUAAAAGGAGAAAAAAGGGAUCUCUGAAAAGCAAGGCCAGCAAGAAAGGGUCAGAGGACGGCAAAUGGAAACACUUCAUAGUCAAGCCGAUUCCUUCUCAGCUCAUGAAGCCAUUGCUUGUGUUUGUGAAUCCAAAGAGUGGAGGAAAUCAGGGAACGAAAAUUAUUCGGACUUUCUUGUGGUACCUAAACCCACGACAAGUGUUUGAUCUCACUCAAGGAGGGCCCAGAGAGGGGUUAGAAAUGUACCGCAAAGUUCCCAACCUGCGCAUCCUGGUAUGUGGAGGAGAUGGAACGGUUGGUUGGAUCCUGUCUGUGCUGGAUGAGCUGCAAUUGAAUCCUCAGCCUGCUGUUGCUGUCCUCCCACUUGGCACGGGAAACGACCUGGCCAGGACACUCAACUGGGGAGGAGGCUACACGGACGAGCCAGUGUCUAAAAUUCUGUCUCAUGUGGAGGAUGGGAACAUUGUGCAGCUGGACCGCUGGAACCUCAGUGUGGAGCCCAAUCCAGAGGCCGGCGAAGAAGAGAAAGACGAACACCAGACAGACAAGCUUCCCAUCGAUGUCUUUAACAACUACUUCAGCUUGGGUUUCGACGCGCAUGUAACCUUAGAGUUCCACGAAUCCCGAGAGGCCAAACCUGAAAAAUUCAACAGCCGUCUUCGGAAUAAGAUGUUCUACGCGGGGACUGCAUUCUCGGACUUCCUCAUGGGCAGCGCUAAAGACUUGUCUAAGCACAUCAGAGUGGUGUGUGAUGGAAUGGACCUCACUUGUAAAGUUCAGGAGAUGAAGCUACAGUGUUUGCUCUUCCUGAACAUUCCGAGAUAUUGUGCUGGUACAAUGCCGUGGGGCAACCCAAGUGACCACCAUGACUUUGGGCCUCAGAGGCACGAUGACGGCUACAUAGAGGUUAUUGGAUUCACCAUGACUUCUCUGGCCACGCUGCAGGUAGGAGGCCACGGUGAGAGGCUACAUCAGUGCCAGGAGGUGACUCUGACCACCUUUAAGCCAAUUCCUGUGCAGGUGGAUGGGGAGCCGUGCAGACUGGCUCCAUCCGUUAUCCACAUCACGCUCAGGAACCAGGCCAACAUGCUGCAGAAGACCAAGAGGAGAAUCUCCCUCCCACAGCUCAAUGAUCAGCAGCCCAUCUCUGAGCAGCUGCAUAUCCAAGUGAGCCGAAUCAGCAUGCGUGACUAUGAAGCUUUACACUAUGACAAAGAUCAGCUCAAAAAAGCCUCGAUUCCUCUGGGAAUUAUUACUAUCCGGGCAGACAGUGAUUUGGAGACUUGUCGGCAGCACAUCGAGGGGCUUCAUGAGGAGGACGUUGGUGUGAAUUCAGACACAGCAACCAUACCAAAGCUCUCGCCAAAAUGGUGCUUCCUAGACUCCACAACUGCAGAUCGUUUCUACAGGAUAGACCGUGCUCAGGAGCAUCUGAACUAUGUGACUGAGAUCUCACAGAAUGAGCUUUUUAUCCUGGACCCUGAGCUGGUCACUAAGGAAACGGUGGGCACAUCUACUGGAAUGCCAGAAAUCGUAGACACACUGGGAAAGAACUCUGAGCAGAUUGGCUUCCCAGCAUGCCCUGCAGCAUCUCCACCACUCUAUAGGGUAAAUGAAGAUCAAACCGCAGCUCAGAAAAAACGCAUGUCCUGUGAUGUCACCGAUGCAGAGGGACAGGCUGGUUGUGCACUGGCAUCCACAAACACUGACAUUUGCAAAUCGGACGACGUGGUCCAGAAUGAAAUUGAUAAAGAGACUAUGAAGAUGCUAAUGAAAAGUGUGAAGUCAGAUAAUUUUAAAAAGCUUGUACAGCUACACAAAGAAGGAGCCAAUCUUUCAGUAUAUGAUGCAUUGGGCUGUACACUUCUCCACUAUGCUGUAGAUAAUUGCAACAAGGAAAUGAUCAGAUACAUCAUAGAUAAUGCUCCACGGAAUAUCCUGGACGUUGCAGAAAAAGAGACAGGUGAGACAGCACUGCACAAAGCUGCAGCGUCAUGCCAGAGGACGAUCUGUGCCUACUUGGUGGAUGCGGGUGCUUCCCUCACCAAGACUGACCUACAGGGUGAUAAUGCAAAGGCACAUGCCGAGAGAGCUCAGGACUGGCAGCUGGCCGAGUAUCUGGAGAACCAGCAGCAGUACCAGCUGAUUCCGCGGGAUGACCAUGAGACGUCAGUAUAACCAACAGCCUGAAUGGUCCUCAUCAUCCACUGGAAAAUGCUUUUCUCAGCAUGAUCUAAUGAUGAUGCUGGGCAGCAUGUCAGUCUAAAAGGGAGAAGGUUCAUUUUUUACUUGAUUGCAAUGCUAAACAAAGACAAAAUGUAAUGUCCCGUUGUAGCUGCAUGAAUAUGCUUCUCUUAUACUGAGGGUCUUUUUUUUCUUUUUUUUUUGGCCAAAUGCUAAAUUUCCUAGAUAAUAACGGCAAAAAUAUUUUGGGACAUCAGGGUUAAAAGAACAGAAGUACAUCUGACUGUGGCUUUAGCCUUUUAUUAAGCAAACCGCUUAAACCUCAACACAGAUCAUUGGGUGAAAUGUAUAAUUUUUUUUGCUGUAUUUAAAGAAAUUACUUUUAACAGAUAUUUGCUUGCCAGACACUUAAGAUACUUACGCUAGUCAAUUUACCUAGUUUUAUUAACAUUUUCCUAAUAUUAAACUGUUGCUUUUGUCAUUUUGACUGAAUUGGCCUUCUGCAUUUAAAGCUUCUUUCUCAUCUUGCUGCUCUAUGAGGUGUUUCUGUCUUUUUGGUAAAUGCUUGUAUUUUGUUCCAAAAACAUAAGUUAUUCGCAUGGUUCUGUAAAUCUUUUUAAGUGACGAGUGUUAGCGGCUGCCUCUUUUUUUUUGUGAUCCUGUUUUAAUCUUAUUCUGAACUAGCUUCUUUCAGCAGAUUUCUUCUGUAGAUGUGGAACACUGCACUGAUUUAAAGAACACUUAUAGUAAUGUGACGUUCUUGCGAGGAGUAAUAUUAGGUCAUUAGGUCAUGAUGUCUUUAGGAAUAAGCUACCAUUUAUCAUGUUUGAAUUCUUCUAAGAGGUCUUUGAGUAAAUCAUUACAUGUGAUUUCACAGCACAGGGUAAUUCCACCAGAGAUGUUUCGGAUGCUUGCCAUUGGUUUACUACAUUUUAGCCACAGCGGCCAUGUUGAAAGAUGCAUUUUGGCAUUAAAAUAUGGUGUUGGGAUUUCUACUAAAACAAUCAGUGGGUGGGUAACUACAUGUUUACACCUAAUGAGUAAAGACAUUACAUAUUUUGGUUGGUGUGUUUUGUUCUUACACAAUUGUUCUUGGCAUAUCCUCAGGUACUGAAUAUGUUUUUUUUUUUUCCUUCACAGCCUGAAAUAUGUAUAUUUUUUAAUACAGUCUGCAAUCAUUGCCUUAGCAUUAUUAUUAUUAUUAUUAUUAUUAUUAUUAUUAUUAUUAUUAUGUACGGUCAUGAGUUAUGAGUUAAACUGCAUUGUCAAUGCUCUGUUUGGAGUUGCUGUGCAAUUCACUAUUAGACAUUUUGUGUACUAUCAAACAUUUUAAAAAUGUGUGAGUAACGAUACCAUUCCAAAAUCCUCUCUAAGCAUUUGUAUUACUUUAUAAAAUUAAAUGAACUUCUAGGCAAUGGUUUAAUCCUACUUAUACAAAAUAAACUUUGUUAGAUAAUAGACUAUAGUAUUUACUGUAUAUUUGCCAGUUUGUUAUUGUCUACCUGUAUAAAUAAAUAAAGUUUUAAAUUUC
This is a messenger RNA of Ictalurus punctatus (channel catfish), 6171 nucleotides long. It is a transcript of the gene dgkzb, whose product is annotated as diacylglycerol kinase, zeta b. Gene Ontology annotation, biological process: intracellular signal transduction; regulation of synaptic transmission, glutamatergic; diacylglycerol metabolic process. The transcript is spliced from 33 exons. Gene Ontology annotation, molecular function: protein binding; ATP-dependent diacylglycerol kinase activity. Gene Ontology annotation, cellular component: nucleus. Lineage: Eukaryota; Metazoa; Chordata; Actinopteri; Siluriformes; Ictaluridae. The coding region runs from base 717 to 4634 and encodes 1305 amino acids. The record is from RefSeq and is a predicted model, not a curated record.